Molecule: messenger RNA, 5172 nt
Organism: Besnoitia besnoiti
Lineage: Eukaryota; Apicomplexa; Conoidasida; Eucoccidiorida; Sarcocystidae
Product: RNA recognition motif-containing protein
Exons: 10
Coding region: 1-5172 (1723 amino acids)
Molecular function (GO): RNA binding
Source: RefSeq, a predicted model, not a curated record
AUGGCGGAAAGCUCAGCGGCGGAGCGCACGCCAGCCUCGGCGCCGGGUGGCGCCGAGGCUGGCGGCAGCGCGCGUGCGGAGGAGACCCCCAAGCGACCGCCCCUGGCACCCUGUGCAGACGCGUCGUCGCCUUCUUCCUCCUCUCCGCCGCAGACUGAGGUGGCGCGGCCUGGCUCUCCAGGUGACGCGGAGAAGCGGGACGACGCGCAGGGCGCUAAGGAGGCAGCGGCGAAGGGGGAGGGAGAUAAGGCCGCGGCGGCCGCCUCGCCGACCGCCUCUUCGCCUUCGUCCGCGGAGAAGAAAGACGAGAAGGCCGCGGAAACGGUCAGCGCCUCCUCAGCCACAGCAGUGCGCGUUCACAGAUGGGCGGACGAGAGCGACGACCUAGACUCUCCCUCCUUUGACCCCAUGUCGGCAACAGACGUGGAUCCCCCAGAGUUCGACCUGGGCAUGCCGGCUUUCGGCUCGCGUCCGGGGGCCUUCGGGGGCCGCGCGGGCAACGGGGUCGUCCCUCACGGCCCCGGGGCCCUGGGAGGCUUCCGCCGCGGCGCAGGCCAGGAGGGGACCUACGGCGGCCUCGUUGAUUCGAGAUACGGAGGCCUGGUGGGCACGCCUCACAGCCACCCCCACGGAUCACCGGCGGGAGACCCGCUCAUGACUCAGGGCAGCGCCGCUCGCGGGACUUUCUCAGAGGUCUACGUGGGAGAGCUCGACGCAGGCGUCACGGAGGACGACGUGACCGCGAUCUUCGUGCCCACCUUGCCUGUCAGAAACAUCCGCAUCGUCCGCGAGCCGCCCAACCGGGGCACCAAGGGGCCCAGCGCCGCCACCUGCGGAGCUUUCGUCACCUUCCAUUCUCCGGAAGACGCCCAGAGGGCGUUGGGCUUCCACGGCAAGCUGUAUCGGCCGCCGCGGGGUGCAGGGGCGCAGGGUCUUCGCGGCUCGGGUCGUGCCUCUUCGGGCUUCUCCGCGGCGCGCGUUUUGCGAAUUUUCCCGAUUUCUUCUCCCCCGCUCCUUUCCGGCGACGGGAGCGGCUCCUCGCCGGGGUAUCUGCUGUCGCGCGGCGGCGGGGGGGCCCAGGGGCCUUCCUUCGGCGCCGGUCAUUACCACGCAUCGUCUGCGUUCUCCUCCUCCCACGUGCUCCAGCGAGGGGGGCGCGGAGGCGCCUUCGGCGGCGGCGUUUACGGUCAGGCGAUGGCGGAUCUUGUUCACCAGCAAGCGGCGUCGUCCUUUCCUGCGUACCGCGGAAACGUGAACUCCGCGGUCUCCGGAGGGGCCCAGGGCGCGGGGCGCGACCGGGGUGGUCGCGCCUUCUCCGGCGAAGAGGGCGCCCAGCGAGGAGACGCGGACGCCAAGGCGGGCGCGCCAGGUGCGGGCUUCGGUCCCGGAGGAGGCGGCGGCCGCGCGAGGAAGUCAAAGAGCCCAGACUUCUCCGAGCUGCGGAAAGAGUCUGCGGCGACGGGGGCGGCUGCAGCGUGCGGAGCUGCGGGGCGCGCCCUCGUCGGCGCGGGGACGCCGGCUGCCGGCGACACCAGAGGCGCGCGAGGCAAAGAGGACGCCGGUUGCGACCGGACACUGCGCACUGGCGGAGGCGCCUUGGCCCCCCGCGGGCCUGUCGCCGCCGCCGCAGUCGAGGGCGAGGAGACGCCCGCCGCCGCCGAGCCGCCCAGAGAAAGGCCCAAACUCGUUUUAAAGCCGCGGACGAAACCUCUCGACUCGGCAGCAGAGCCGCCUAAGCUGAACCCGGCGAUCUUUGGUGCAGCGAAGCCCAUCGACGACCCAGUUGCAAAACGUCAACUGCCCGUCACGGCGUCCUCUGCUUCUUUGCCGCCUCCAGGGGCGGCCUCUGACUUCCCCUCGUCUGCCGCGGCCUCGGCCGCGGGCGCUGCGUCUUGCGGCUCGUUCCCGGCGGCGGCGUCCCCCCCGGCGGAACCCGCAGCGUCAGGGUUUGGCCCCGAGGUUCCUUCGUCUCCGCCGGGUCGCCGGGGUCAACCAGGCUCUGCCGAGGGCCGCGGCUUCGCGGGGGGGGAGAAGGCAGCAGCCGGCGGGCCCCCUGCGCCGUCUCGAGGCGGAAACGCCCCAGGGUCGCCCCGUGCUUCCACGGCUGGCAGCGAGCGUGACGGUCGAGGGCCGCAGCAGCGCGCAGGCGGGCGCGGGGCGGGAGCCUUCUCGCGCCGAGGCGACGAGAGCCAGGCGGAGGAGGCCCGGCACAAGGGCCCGAGGUGGGUAGGCGCGAGCAAGAGUCAGCGGGGCGACGGUGAAGAGCAGGUUUCGGGGGACGCGCAUGCGCACGCUUCAGGCGGCGGGCGCAACAGUCACGGUGCGCUGAUGUACUCAGAGACGUGGAGACGCGCCUUGGGGGAAAAAGGCGCCGACAGAGACAGCCAGCUUGGUGAACAAGACGCGGGAUCGAGCGGCUCGGCGCGAGGAUCUCAGACCAAAAACGAGAAGGCAGGGCACGGCGCGGGGGUCGGAAGGUCGUCAGGCGACGGCGAGCGAAGGCCCUCCGCGAGGUCAGGCGACCCGUUCGGCGGAGCCAAGCCCCGAGACGAGUUCGAGUGGCGCAGGAAGAAGGAAACGACGCCGGCCCUCCCUGAAGACGCCGCGUCGCUGCGAGCCUCGCCGCCGCUGCAGCACCCGCCGAUGUCGCAAUACAUGCCCCACCACGGCUCUGCAGGCCACCCGUCGGGGCGGGUCCCCGGGUCGUUUCCUCCUCCUUCCUACGGCUCGUAUCCGGCGACGCCUGAGUUCAAUUCGCAUCCUGGCGGCCCGCCCCGCCUACGCGAGGACUCGAAUGUCCGCACGCCGCCCUCGGCUGUGGCGACGCCUCCUGACGGGGGCAACAGCAGCCGGGGCAUUCUGGGCCCGUCGCCCUCGGUUCGAGGCGGCGGCGGAGGCGCGACCGCAGUCGCAGGCGUGUUGGGCGGAGGGUCUCCGUCUGGCGCGCCCAAGAAAGGCCCCAGCCCGCUGCCCCUGGCGGCAGGUGGGGCGGCGGGAGGCCGAGGCGCGAACUCGCCCAGUUCUUCCUCGUCGUCGCUCGGAGAUCAUCCGCGGAAGCCCAUGGCGGCGGGACUCGUGGGCACGGGCGGCCCCGGGUCGCCCCACGUGAAGUACGGCGCCUCUGCGCCGGCGCCUACGCGCGGGGGCGGGUCGGGCGCGCCGGUUGCCCCUCCUCGGUCGCCGAAUUCGCCGCCAGCAGGCGGCGCGGGCAUCUAUGGACGCGGUGCGCAGGGCAGCCAGGCUCCGCCUCCUCCCCUCCACAAGGGGGGCGAAGCCGGGGAGCCGGCGCCGCCCGGCCCCAGCGCUGGGAGCUCGGAGAAGGAGCCCUUGUGGAGGAACCAAGCCCCGAACAGCGGGUCCCGCGCACCCCACAGCGGCGGCGCCGCGGCGGGCUUUCCUCAGCCGCGGGGCGGCGGGGCGGGCGCGAGCGCAGGGGUCUUUCGGCGCCCGAACGGCCACGGCAGCGACGGGUUGCUGCCGCUCGAGCGAGGCCCCGACUGCAAGGAGAGAGGAGGCGAGGACCGCGGCAGGGAGUCUGUGCCCAGCCUCGACAGCGGCGUCCUCGCCUCCCCGCCCAGCGCGGGCCCCGGAGGCGAGGGCGGAGACGCGGCUGGCGGCUCAAGCAGCAGCGGCGGCGGCGCCUGCCUGACGCACAGGCUGCACGAGGGCGGUCUCUCGUCGUGGAGCCGCAAGCCGCAUAAUCCGAUCCACGUGCGCGGAGUCCAGGCGGUGGCGUCUGCAGGCGACCGUGACAGAAACGCCGCCACCCCUCUCGUGUGCGCGGACGGCGGCUCGCCCUCCGACGGGCUCGUCUCCGGCAUGCGAACUCUCGCCGAGCAACUGCUCCCCGCCGCCGCGGUCAAGGCCGCAGGAGGCACAGACGGAAGGGCCGCCGCGGAGGACGAGAAGAAAAAGGCGGAAAGCAAGAUACCCGACAUCCUGAGCAAACCCGAGCAGAAGAGUGGACAGACUGUGUGGGAAGCUCGCAACGAGGUGUUGGGAUUGGACAAGAAGCGCGACGCGGCUGGCGAUCACGGCGGCGGCAGAGGAGACUCCGAAGAAGCCGAUGGCCGCGAGGCGCAGAGCGCCAGGCGAGACCGAGACGACGCCUCGCAGCAGACGCUGUGCGGAGGCGACAGGUGGCGCGACGAGGCGGGCGGGCAUUCGCGCCCUCUCCGUCAGUCCCGAGGUCCAGGGGGCGGCGCCUGUGCGGGAUCAGGCCGCGGCCCCCAGGGGGCCGCUGGCGAGCGGGGAGCGGGAAGAACGAAGCGAGAAGGCGAGACCCCCGCAAGUGCAGACGCCUCCGGCGCGCAUGCUCCCGAGCGAGAUAGCGAGGGCGGCGAGGCAGAGCACGGCAGAGGAGGGCGCGCCUUCUUCGGCGCGAUCGGCGCCGAAGAAGGCGCGCAAAUGCAGGACGGAGAGGAUGCGAGGAGAGACGAGGACGGCGGCAGAUGCGCCAGAGAGAGAGACGGAAGAGGAACGGGGGGCGGCACGCGCGGCGUACUCCGAGGGGGACGAGGCCGAGGCGGAGCCGCGGGCGAAGGUCGCACGAGGUGGCGACGCAAUCUGAGUGACGCAGGGGCAGAUGGAAGCUCAACAGACAAAAUAGGCGAAGAUCACCACGGCCCCAGCGACGCCAGCAGCCGCCGGGACCAAACCGCGGCAGACACGCCAGUAGACGACGUCUCGCAGGACGGCGAGCGGCACCAGCAUGCGCGCCGGCGGCAGGGGAGCACGUCCCACUCCACGGAGGCCGAUCAGGGCGAGCGCGGCAUGCGGCGCAGGGGCGAGAGUGUCUCCUCCUGUGCUCACGAAGGGCCUCACCCUAGAGAAGGCGAGAAGAGCUUCCGAACUCGCGGCGGGCGCGGCGGCGGCGCGUGGCGCGGAGGCGAAAACCGACCUGAAGGCGCCGGCCGAGGAGGCCGCGGCGGUCGCGGAGGAAAGGCGCGCGAGGGGGGAAAUCACGCGUGGGCGGGGCAUCGCCGCGAGCAGCCGGGAGCAGGCGCCGCGGAGAAGCGCGAAGAGGAAAGAGCUGCAGACUCUCAGGCUGCGACGCCUCGUGUCCCGGCGCGUGCGAUGCUAGUGCAGUCGGCGGUCGCUUCGUCUCGAGUGAAGACGAACAACCGUUUUUCUGCGUUCGCGGAUUCGGACGAAGGAGAAUCUUCUGACUAG